CAGACUUUUGCGGCAGUGCGUAGCGAACGUAACGAGCGGCGCUUGAACGCAGCAUGUCUCCAGCUUCCUCACGCGCAGAGACACGCAGCGAGCGGACACGGUGUGGACAAAGUACCGCGGGCUGAGAGGCUGUUUUCAGCGGUAUCACUUAACCGACAAGCCGCGAAGGACGUGAUGUCCCGGGGGUAGCGCUUUCCGUCAGACCGGAGGAUGUGACGGCUGAGAUGUUAGGACUGCACGAGGCGGUCUGACUCCGGCUUGAAUACAAACGGAACCGCCGAAAAGAAGAAGAAGAAGAAGACGAAGAAGAAGCAGAGACGAUGGUGGGGAGAGAAGCAGUAUUAGCAGCAGCAGGAGCAGCUGGAGGGGGAGCGGAUUUCAUAUCAAGUAGAGCUUGUGUUUUUUGAAACCAGCAUAAACUUUAAACGAGGGGUUAUGCAAGAAAAUCCUCCAGCAUGUCGGAUCCGAUUCACUGGUCUGCGGUGCCGAGCCAGAGCAAGUCCCCUUUUGUUUCGGUGUCUCUACUGAAGCGCUCAAAGAGCUGUCGCAGCAGCAACAGGAAGAGCCUCGGUGUCGGGACGCCGUCGCCUACGCUUUCCCGGCCGCUCUCCCCACUUUCACUCCAAACUGCCACCAGCAGUCCUUUAGACAGUCCACGAAAUGUGUCGACCAGUGCCUUCCUCAACUUUCCAUUUGCCCGAAGCCACUUGGCUCGCGCGGACAGAGCCGAGGGCCGACGAUGGUCCCUGGCGUCCCUCCCUUCGUCUGGCUAUGGAACCAAUCCGCCGAGCUCCACCGUCUCGUCCUCCUCCUCGUCCCAGGAGCGUCUCCACCAGCUUCCCUAUCAGCCGACACAAGACGAGCCUCACUUCAUCUUCAAGCACUUCCGCAGCACAGACAGCAUAACAGACGAGGACGGACGGCCCUCGCCGGUGGUACGACCGCGGUCUCGGAGCCUCAGCCCGGGCCGAUCAAGUGUUUCCUUCGAUAAUGAGAUAGUCAUGAUGAACCAUGUUUACAGAGAACGUUUUCCAAAGGCCACAGCCCAGAUGGAGGAGCGCUUGUUGGAGAUUGUCACACAUUACUCUCCAGACAGCUCCCUCCGGCUGGCUGACGGGGUGUUGGGCUUCAUCCAGCACCAGUUGGUGGAGCUGGUCAGAGACUGUCUGGAUAAGUCCCAGAACGGCCUGGUUACCUCUCGUUACUUUGUUGAGCUGCAGGAGAAGCUAGACAAGCUGCUACACGAGGCCUAUGAGCGCUCUGAAAGUGAAGAGGUAACCGUCAUCACCCACCUAGUCAGAAAGAUCCUCAUCAUAAUCUCUCGACCAGCUCGGCUCCUCGAAUGUCUGGAGUUUGAUCCAGAAGAGUUUUACCACCUACUCGAAGCGGCAGAAGGCCACGCCAAAGUCGGCCAGGGAAUCAAGACGGACAUCCCGCGGUACAUCAUCAGCCAGCUGGGCCUCACACGCGACCCGUUAGAAGACAUGGUACAGCUUGAACAGUAUGAUGCCAGUCCCUCACCCUCAGCGUCAGUGGAAGCAGAUGCUACUGUGGAGCCACAGAAUAAGAGCCCACAGACGCUGACUCCAACUCGAAGGAAACCUCUUGAGAGUGAUUUUGAGACCAUCAAACUCAUAAGUAAUGGAGCUUACGGGGCGGUGUAUCUGGUUCGCCACAAGGAGACCCGUCAGCGCUUUGCCAUGAAAAAGAUAAACCGUCAGAACCUGGUGCUGAGGAACCAGAUCCAGCAGGCUUUUGUGGAGCGGGACAUCCUAACUUUUGCUGAGAACCCCUUCGUUGUCUCCAUGUUCUGCUCGUUUGAGACACGACGUCACCUCUGCAUGGUCAUGGAGUAUGUAGAAGGUGGAGAUUGUGCCAACCUGCUGAAAAACAUGGGCCCACUGCCUGUGGAAAUGUCCAGGAUGUAUUUUGCCGAGACAGUCCUGGCUCUGGAGUACCUUCACAACUACGGCAUUGUGCAUCGGGAUCUUAAACCUGACAAUUUGUUGAUUACGUCUAUGGGCCACAUCAAGCUGACUGACUUUGGUCUCUCUAAAAUCGGCCUGAUGAACAUGACGACCAACCUGUAUGAAGGUCACAUAGAGAAAGACACAAGAGAGUUUGUUGAUAAGCAGGUGUGUGGGACUCCGGAGUACAUUGCCCCAGAGGUGAUCCUCAGACAGGGCUACGGGAAGCCAGUGGACUGGUGGGCGAUGGGGAUCAUCCUGUAUGAAUUCCUGGUCGGCUGCGUCCCGUUUUUUGGAGACACUCCCGAAGAGCUUUUUGGACAAGUUGUCAGUGAUGAAAUCAUUUGGCCUGAAGGAGAGGAUGCCUUACCUGUUGAUGCACAGGAUUUGAUCACCCGCCUGCUAAGGCAGAACCCUUUGGACCGGCUGGGAACAGGUGGAGCCUCAGAGGUGAAGCAGCACCCCUUCUUCUUGGGGCUGGACUGGAACGGACUCCUCCGACAGAAAGCCGAGUUCAUCCCUCAGCUGGAGGCGGAGGAUGAUACCAGCUACUUUGACACUCGUUUGGAUCGCUAUCAUCAUUUGGCCUCUGACGAGGACGACGAAACAAACGAUGAAGAGUCUUCCUUGGAAAUCCGACAGUUUGCUUCCUGGUCUCAUCGCUUCAGCAAGGUUUACAGCAGCACAGAACACCUGGCAACACCGUCCAACCUGAGUUUCUCCUCCGACCGCAGCCACAGCGAGGACAAAGAGGACCACGGGGACGCAGCAGGGCUCGGGGCCUCACCAAGCCCAGCAGAUGGCAGUGCUGAGCACAGGCAGUCUGGACGCAUGGCCAGCCUUCGCCCCCGGGCCUCCUCCAGUUCCUCCCAGUCUGACAGAAGCACCAGUCCUCUGGUAAUGAGCAGCACUCACAGCCUGGAGACGAUGCCCCGGUUUGCCCUCUCCACUGAUGAUGAAGCAGAGGUGGUGGUGUCAAAUCUUCGGCGGAUCAGGAUUCGCAGCAACAGUACCGGCGGGAAGCAGUCAUCCCCUAAGGACACAGCAGGCCCUCGGCGCUUCGGUAACCAGCUGGAGACGCCAGACAGGCAGAGGGUUCCCUGCGGAGGAAAGGUUCCCAAGUCUGCCUCUGUCUCAGCCCUGUCUCUCAUCAUCACUACAGACGAUUCACCCAGUGGCCUCCACCCUGGUCCCAUCUCCCCACGCUCACUGUCUUCCAACCCCUCAUCCCGCGACUCGUCCCCUAACCGGGAUCUGUCAUUCAGCCCCAGCAGCCUGAGGCCACCAAUCAUCAUCCACACCUCAGGGAAGAAGUACGGCUUCACCCUGCAGGCCAUCCGUGUGUACAUGGGCGACAGCGACGUCUACACGGUGCAUCACAUGGUGUCGAGUGUGGAGGAGGGCAGCCCGGCUCACCAGGCAGGCCUCUGCACUGGAGACCUCAUCACCCACGUGAACGGAGAGUCCGUCCAAGGCCUGGUUCACACAGAGAUGAUCGAACUACUGCUGAAGAGCGGCAACAAGGUGGCCCUUCAGACCAUAGCGCUCGAGAACACUUCUAUUAAAGUCGGUCCUGCACGAAAGACCAAACACAAAGGGAAGAUGGCUCGCCGCAGCAAGAAGAGCAAGAGGAGAGAUAAUUAUGACAGGCGACGGACCAUCUUUAAGAAGCUGUCCAAGCAGAGCACAGUGAUGCACUGCAGUCGCAGCUUCUCCUCAGGUCUUCAUCACUCAGUUUCCUCCAGUGAGAGUCUUCCAGGCUCCCCGACUCACAGCCUCUCCCCGGGGCCUUCCACACCCUGCCGGAGCCCUGCACCUGACCAUCAGGGCCAUGAGAAUAACUCACCACAGAGUACAUCGCCUUGCUCCAGCUCCCCCAGCUCCCCCGCCACACACAGCCGGCCCAUCACACUCGGCCUGGGCUCUAAACUCAGCCCGCAACGCUACAGCAAAGUGGGCCGCCGCAAAUCCACCAGCAACAUCCCCCCCUCGCCUCUGGCCUGCAGCAGCUCCUCAUCCUCCAAUCAGCCGCUUUCCCCACAGCGCUCACCCUCUCCUCUGCCAGGCUUCGCCAAAAACCUUCACACGUACCACGGAAAAACCCUGUCUCCCCCCACCAUCGUUAGGCAUGUCGUCCGGCCGCGCAGUGCAGAGCCGCCUCGUUCACCCUUGCUUAAGAGGGUGCAGUCAGCGGAGAAACUGUCUGGAGUAUAUCACGCUGACAAGAAGUCAAAAGCCCCCCGCAGGCACACGCUGGAAGUGCCGUUUUACGGUGAGGCUGACCUGUUGGGCGACUCAGAGGUGGAUGCAACCUGUGGCAUCGCUUACAUUGGGGUCGACCACAGCAGACUUGGGCCGUACAUUAGCAGCCAAAGGAUUGAGCGAUCAGAGCAGCUGGUCGUGAUGCGGAAGCUGAACCUGUCAGAGCGGAGAGACUCCUUUAAGAAGCAGGAGGCAGUGCAGGAAGUGAGCUUCGACGAGCCAGAGGAGAAAAGCAACAGUAACGCGGCGGGGAGCAGCACACCUCCAGGGGCUCAAACGCAGCAGCAGCACAGGACGGCCUGGACUGUGACUCGACCCCAAUCCAGCCAGGACAUCGAGAUGGAUGUCCCCGUGGUGAGGAGGUUCACGCUUGUGCCGCAGAUAGCUGUGCAGGGCUCAACGGAGAGCGAGGAGCAAGACGAGUGGGAGCCAUGUUCAGACGGAGAGGACUCUGGUGAGAAGCCCGAGGUGGAGGUGGACAUCACAGCAUCUCCACAGGAACAAACAGGAUGUCUUCUCACCAACAUGAGCUGCAGGCAGGGAGCAGAAACCACUUCCACGGGUCCUCAAAUUGCACAAGAGAAGACACCAGAGUGCAGAGAGCAAACACAAAAAGGGCACCUGAGAAAGUGACAGCUCACCGUUGUACUCAUAUAACCUGCUCAUGUCUUUCAAGGGUGACGAAGAUGUUAAGUCAUUCCCAAACUUGUUGGGCUGAAAGAGAGGGAGAAACUUUUACUUGAAUUUUGUUUUGUAAAAAAAAAACUGUUGCCUUCAGGCAUCGCCGACCUUUCUGGUCUUAUUUAUUACAUUUGAUGAUGCGUUUGUAACAGGGGAAAAGAAAGAAGUUCUCAUGGGUUGACCAGCCAAGGCUCAACAUUUUUGUAUCCAUAUAAUGUGGUUUUAUGUCUUCUGAAUGGAUUAUUUUCUAAAAAAAACCCAAAAGUUGUCUAUUUUUUAAAUAAAUUCUGGUACAGAGUAGAAGAGUUAAUGCUGCGUAAAACUGUUGGACCAAAAGGUACGAGGAGUCAAGGAUGCUUUUUUUCUUUCUUCAGUGUCUGUGUGUGUUUGUAGUACUGCUGUAGAUCUUCCUGAACCUAAAAACGAUCUCUGGUUCGCACUGUGAGCAACAUGACUGACACGUCAUUGGAUCUAUCUCUGCAGCUGAUGGCUACAGUACUGCAUGGAUUUGUAUUGAUGCAUCCUUUAGAAGGAGUAAAACAGAAGCUACUAAGCUCAAACUGGAAUGCAGGGGGGAAAAACAGAACUGUUAUUAAUGAAACAGUGGUGUAAAAGAAGAGGCUCUGAAGAUGAGAUGUUUGGUCCAUGUUUCCUUGAUGGCUUUGUGUACUUCAUGUACUUUAAUCUUGCACAGCUUGUUGUGUUGGUCAUGUUCCUCACAGUGUGAAUUCACGGGAACGGCAUUGUUUUUUUGUUUUUUUUUAUUCUUGCGGAGAAUAAUGUUGCAAACGCGCUGAGACACUACCCACAUUUGUCUUCUCUUAUGAAGAUAUGGAGCCGAAGGGUUUUUAUGUGCCAUGGCAUCUUGUGCAAUGUCCUCAAAGCCAUAUCGUUGAAGGCAGAUGUUACUUGUAAUUUUCAGUCAAUAUGAAGAUUUGUUUGGGGUUUUCGUUUGUUCGUUUCCACUGUUAUCGUGGAAAAAGACGCCGAGCCUGAAGCUCCGGAUGAUCCGCGUCCACCUUUUUCUGUGCUGUGAGUUUAUCAGUCGAACUCUUUGAUUGGGCGCGUUCAUCUCACAGCACGCCGUUUUACUUCAGAAAAUGAAAGGGAUCGUUUAAAACGCUUAUUUUAUUAGAUUUUCUUUUUUGGGGAGGGUUUCCUUACUCUGACAAGACGUUGGAGUUCUGAAGUUUUGCAAACACAAGUACGUACAAGUGCGUUAUGGGGUUUUUUUUCGUUCUUUUUCCAGAAGCUGUAGCGUUUUUCCAUUUUAAUCAUUAUUUUUUUUCCCACACGUGCAUGUGAAAGAGACCAUCCAUAAACGCCCUGGUCCUACUUCAUGUGCUGUGCAGUGCUGUUUACAUCCAAAGGGGAAAAGUGCACUAAUGACAUUUAGACAUAAGUUUUUGUAAGCGAAUGUGAAAGGUAAACUGAGAGAAACAUAUUUACAGUGAAAUCAGGGCUUCUUUGAACAAGUGUUUUUAGUUUUUUGUCUUUGUAUUGUACAAAUGUCGAUGUAUAUUUUGGUAACAAGAGUGUGUAUAAUUCCAAGUGUACUGAAGGACAUAAUAUGCACGAAGACAAUUUCUGGCAAGGGAGUUUUUGGGAAUUCUGACUUUUAAAUUCAGGCAGUAUUUGACAGCUGCACAGACUGGCUGCUCAUCACAUUUUCUCCACAACAGACAUGACGUUUGGAGAGUUGUCGUCUUCUUUGUAAGUGGCUGUUCCUGGCUUUUGUACUGACUUUACUCUGAGUCUUCUCUUUCUAAACAGCUGUUGUGUUACUUCAACCCCUCUUCUUCCUUAAAAACGAUAGAAGGAAAAAAAAAACCUUAAAUCUUGUGAUGAAAACCUUACGGGAUGCUGUUGUUGUGUUAGUGACGCAAACAGAUGGACCACUCAGUUAUUUUUGCAGUCUGACAGAAUUGUUUACAAUGAACAAACAUGCUGUGUACUGUAUAAACAUUUUCUAUCCUGUGGCUGUACACGAUGAAACUAUCCUCUUUGAUACUAGCAAAGGAAACGACAUUCAUAGAAGCUGCAUAUCCGUUUGAUUUUUAUGCUUUGUUUUAAAGACUGUUCUUGAAGAGUAGUUUGGCACAAGCUCAGAAGGAUUUUUGAUAUUUGCAUGUACCUGCGUAACAACAUCAUUGGGACUUUCUUGUUGUUCAGACUUCAAAAGGAAGCUUUAAAGAUUAAUUAAUUGGAAGAGGGAAAAAAGGGAUGGAUGGAAACAUGCAUAUUUGUUCUUAUGUGCAUGAGAAAAAUGCCAAAAGUAAAAGUGAUAAAAGAUGAGUAAUAAAGUAUAGAUUUACACUAGAGGUUUCUUUUUGCAUACAGGAAAAGCCAAUUUAACAAUGUAAACAUGAUGAGGGAUAAUGUUUUGGUUGCUUUUUAAUAACCUUGUAUGUGUUAAAAAAAAUGCUUUGCUGAAGUCCACCACAGGGAUUUUUCAGCCUCUGUUGAGCGUACUCUUAAAGAACAAGUUUGGCAGGUCAAAGUGUCGUACAAGUGCAUUUGUUCUCCUGUGGACUCUUCUGUCCAGUGCAUGCUGCAUGAGACAAGCACACAGCUGUAAUACUUGACUGCAUGGUAUACCGGCGAUGUCGCCCUCUACUGUGUUUUCUUGUGCAACAAAUAAACUUUGUAUUUCCCUUUGA
This is a messenger RNA of Oreochromis niloticus (Nile tilapia), 7570 nucleotides long. RefSeq names its product microtubule associated serine/threonine kinase 3b (gene mast3b). NCBI's taxonomy places the organism in Eukaryota, Metazoa, Chordata, Actinopteri, Cichliformes, Cichlidae. The record is from RefSeq and is a predicted model, not a curated record. The transcript is spliced from 27 exons. Gene Ontology annotation, biological process: intracellular signal transduction; peptidyl-serine phosphorylation. The coding region runs from base 456 to 4862 and encodes 1468 amino acids. Gene Ontology annotation, molecular function: protein binding; magnesium ion binding; protein serine/threonine kinase activity.